AGGAGGCCGCAGCCGCUUCCCACUGUCUGCCCGAGAGGAGCUCCGGACCCCGCGCCAGCCAUGUCCCAGCUGGUGGAGUGUGUCCCCAACUUCUCGGAGGGGAACAGCCAGGAGGUCAUCGAGGCCAUCUCCCAGGCCAUCUCGCAGACCCCGGGCUGCACGCUGCUGGACGUGGACGCCGGCCCCUCCACCAACCGCACCGUCUACACCUUCGUGGGGCCGCCGGACCGCGUGGUGGAGGGGGCCCUCAGCGCCGCCCGGGUGGCCUGGCGGCUCAUCGACAUGAGCCGGCACCGAGGGGAGCACCCGCGCAUGGGGGCCCUGGACGUCUGCCCCUUCGUCCCCGUGCGGGGCGUCGGCAUGGACGAGUGUGUGCUCUGCGCGGAGGCCUUUGGCCAGCGGCUGGCGGAGGAGCUGCACGUGCCAGUGUUCCUGUACGGGGAGGCGGCACGGACGGCCAGCCGCAGGAGCCUGCCCGCCAUCCGGGCAGGGGAGUACGAGGCCCUCCCCGAGAAGCUCAAGCAGGCCGAGUGGGCGCCUGACUUUGGCCCCAGCUCCUUCAUCCCCAGCUGGGGGGCAACCGCCACGGGGGCACGGAAGUUCCUCAUCGCAUUCAACGUCAACUUGCUGAGCACCAAGGAGCAGGCCCACCGCAUCGCCCUCAACCUGCGGGAGCAGGGCCGUGGGCAGGGCCAGCCGGGACGUCUGAAGAAGGUUCAGGCCAUCGGCUGGUACCUGGAUGAGAAGAACCUGGCUCAGGUGUCCACGAACCUUCUGGACUUGGAGGUCACGGCGCUGCACACGGUCUACGAGGAGACCUGCAGAGAAGCACAGGCCCUGAGCCUCCCCGUGGUGGGCUCGCAGCUGGUGGGCCUGGUGCCCCUGAAGGCCUUGCUGGACGCGGCCGCCUUCUACUGCGACAGGGAGAACCUCUUUGUGCUGGAGGAGGAGCACCGCGUCAGGCUGGUGGUGAACCGGCUGGGCCUGGACUCCCUGUCCCCCUUCCACCCUGAGGAGCGGGUCAUCGAGUACCUGGUCCCCGACCGGAAGCCCGAGCGGAGCCUGGUGGACAAGUCCCUGUGCGCCUUCGUCCGCGAGGUGGGCGCGCGCUCCGCGGUCCCCGGGGGCGGCUCCGUGGCGGCGGCGGCUGCGGCCCUGGGCGCGGCGCUGGCCUCCAUGGUCGGCCUGAUGACCUACGGGCGCCGCCAGUUCGAGCACCUGGACGCGGCCAUGCGGCGCUUGAUCCCGCCCUUCCACGCCGCGGCGGCCGAGCUGACCGCGCUGGUGGACGCCGACGCCCAGGCCUUCGCCUCCUACCUGGAGGCGAUGAAGCUGCCCAAGGACACACCUGAGGACAGGGACAGGCGCGCGGCCGCCCUGCAGGAGGGGCUGAGGCAGGCGGUCUCUGUGCCCCUGGCGCUGGCGGAGACGGUGGCCUCGCUGUGGCCGGCGCUGCGGGAGCUGGCCUUGUGCGGGAACCUGGCCUGCCGGUCGGACCUGCAGGUGGCGGCCAAAGCCCUGGAGACGGGCGUGUUCGGGGCGUACUUCAACGUGCUCGUCAACCUCAAGGACGUCACCGACGAGGCGUUUAAGGACCAGGUCCACCGGCGCAUUUCCAGCCUCCUGCAGGAAGCCAAGACCCAGGCUGCGCUGGUGCUGGACCGCCUGGAGGCCCGGCGGGAGUGACGCCACGAGGCCAUGCUGGGCUCUGCAGCCCCGUGCGGUGGGGUGAGGGCCGGCUGUCCUCGCGUGUCAGGACACAGCUUGUCCCUGUGGGGCCCA
Messenger RNA from Lemur catta (Ring-tailed lemur), 1782 nucleotides. It is a transcript of the gene FTCD, whose product is annotated as formimidoyltransferase cyclodeaminase. Gene Ontology annotation, molecular function: transferase activity; folic acid binding. The coding region runs from base 61 to 1686 and encodes 541 amino acids. The record is from RefSeq and is a predicted model, not a curated record. NCBI's taxonomy places the organism in Eukaryota, Metazoa, Chordata, Mammalia, Primates, Lemuridae. The transcript has 14 exons.